AAUAUUUUAAUUCCAAAAUGGCAGCCCCCCUGUUCGCAUAUUCUCUUGCAAACUGUUAAAAGUGUGUGAUGGCACGGAGUCAUUUUGAAAGAUAACGGUAUCAGAAAAAAACAUCCUUUACCUAUUUAGAAUUAUAUUGUAACUUGAUACUAACUUAAGAUAAUGGACAUUGAAAUGCAGCAUGUGUUAAUCAAUCCAGUCGACUCGGCAGACACUGGACAGCAAAAGUGUCGACUCGGAUUACAUCUCAUAGAGCAGCUGUCAAGCACUGUCGGAUCUUAUGUUCGUAUAGGCAUCAAGGAGAAGGACUAUAUCUGCAGCAUGUGGCCCCAUAGCGUCUGCCCAGACAAUAACACUAUUCAGUAUGAUGGUUGUGUAUUUGUCCAACGAAAUGAUCAAAGUCCAAAAUCAUUACAUGAACCAAAAAACUUAAAUCAUAAUUUAGUGUGCAGAAUACAACCACUGCUUAUUUCAGAUGCAGUGUGUGCAAGUGUGACAGUAAUUGUCAAAAGCAUGGAGAAGUAUUGUGAGUGGAAGACAUUUCCUGCUGUACAGAAGACUUUAAAAAAUUACUGCCUCAAUUGUUUGAGGAAAAAAUGUGUAAUCAAAGGUUGUACUGUUGAUUUAAGGACUACAAGAUUGGCGAAGGUGUAUGGAAUUGUUUAUAUGUGUGUGAACUCCCUGUCCACAAAGCAUGACACAGAUGGUGGGGUUGUUCGUGAACUUACUGACAUCAUAAUAGACAGUGUUCAGAGUGAGGAGAGAUAUUCGUUGUCACAUCAGUCAAACAGAUUUGAAAUGGGUGGAGUAAGUAAAGUUGCUGGAAGCUUGCAAGACUUGUUACACCUUCCUUUGAAAUGUUCAUCUGAUUUCAAACAUCUCGGACUUCCUCUUCCCAAGGGAAUUCUUCUUCGAGGGCCACCAGGAUGUGGGAAGACAUCUCUUGUUCGCAGUCUUGCACAAAAAUCUCAAGCUGCACUCGUAACAAUAAAUGGCCCAGAAAUAUUAAGUCCACAUCCUGGGGAGAGCGAAGAGAAUGUGAGGGGUGUUUUUCAGAAGGCUGUAAGGAUGAGUCAAGAAGGGCCUUGCAUUCUCUUCAUUGAUGAGAUAGACUCUUUGUGUCCAAAACGCGGUAAGUCCAGUGGGUCUAAUGAUUCUCGUGUGACCAGUGCAGUAAUGUCAUCCAUGGAUGCCCUGGUGGACAAAGAAGGUCUGGUCAUCAUUGGGGCAACUAACAGACCUGCUGCACUUGAUCCAGCUGUUCGGAGACCGGGGAGGUUUGACAGAGAGAUCCUCAUGAAUGUUCCCAACAGAGAACAGAGAAGGGAGAUUCUUGCUGUCCAUUCUGCCCGUCUGCCGCUAGCUGGAGACAUUGACCUUGACCUUUUGUCUGAUGUUACUAAUGGCUACGUUGGGGCAGAUCUGGCAUCACUGUGUAACGAAGCAUCUUACAUAGCCAUGGCACAAGCUGGGUCACACGGACAUCAGGGAAUACCUGGUGUGGAGAUGUGCCACUUUCAAUCAGCACUACGGAAAGUGAUACCCUCUCUGCAGAAGGGAUCGGAGGGCAUCGUUGACCUACGACCUGUACAGUGGGAUGACAUUGGUGGACUGGAGAAAGUGAAAGCUCAGAUCAAACAGGCAGUAGAAUGGCCCCUGCUGUACCCAGAAGCCUUCACUAGGAUGGGCCUCCCUGCUCCACGGGGAGUGCUGCUGUAUGGGCCCCCGGGGUGCUGCAAGACCACUCUAGUGAGGGCAGCGGCUACUGCAACACAUUCUGCAUUUGUGUCCCUCAGUGGAGCUCAGCUGUUCUCACCUUUUGUAGGAGACUCUGAGAGGAUGGUGACAGAGGUGUUCCAAAAGUCUCGAGUCAUGGCACCUACAAUAUUAUUCCUGGAUGAGAUUGACUCUAUUGUUGGGAAGAGGUCAGAGGGCGGGUCCCAUCGAGGGGUACAAGAGCGAGUCCUGUCAACUCUUCUCAACGAGAUGGAUGGUAUUGGGAUCCGUCUGGACGACAAGACCGACAGUACCACGUCACUCAAGGAAGCAGAGGGAGAACUGAGCCCAGAGAAGGAUAACAUGCACCAGAAGCAGAAAGUGAAUAACAACAAGGUGCUGAUGGUAGCUGCUACAAACCGGCCAGAUCUGGUUGAUGAAGCUAUUCUUAGACCAGGGAGAAUUGACAGAAUCAUCUAUGUCCCUCCUCCAGAUGAGCCGACUCGCCAUGAGAUUCUCAAAGUGCUUACUCGGACGAAGCCUUUAGACAAUGUGGACCUCAGUAUCCUAUCUGCAAAAACUGACUUCUACACAGGGGCAGACCUGGAGAACAUCUGCAAGGAGGCUGCCAUGCUUGCCUUGACAGAAGACAUGGAUGCAGAGAAGGUGAAAAUGAAGGACUUCAUCAGGUCAUUAGAAAUUGUGAAACCUUCCCUCAACCAGCAGCUAGUGGACAGGUACAGAACACUGGGGGGCCGAUACAGAACCAGCUGACAUCCUGGAGAAAUAAACUGAUGACACUGUCAA
Messenger RNA from Haliotis rufescens (red abalone), 2523 nucleotides. Its product is annotated as spermatogenesis-associated protein 5-like protein 1. Gene Ontology annotation, molecular function: ATP binding; ATP hydrolysis activity. Lineage: Eukaryota; Metazoa; Mollusca; Gastropoda; Lepetellida; Haliotidae. Bases 163 to 2490 code for a protein of 775 amino acids. The transcript is spliced from 9 exons. The record is from RefSeq and is a predicted model, not a curated record.